Limulus polyphemus (Atlantic horseshoe crab) is the source of this 777-nucleotide messenger RNA. RefSeq names its product signal peptidase complex subunit 1-like (gene Spase12). Gene Ontology annotation, biological process: protein targeting to ER. The transcript has 4 exons. Lineage: Eukaryota; Metazoa; Arthropoda; Merostomata; Xiphosura; Limulidae. Bases 250 to 546 code for a protein of 98 amino acids. Gene Ontology annotation, cellular component: endoplasmic reticulum membrane; signal peptidase complex. The record is from RefSeq and is a predicted model, not a curated record.
GACUUAACUUGAUUGGUUCAGUCCACAGAUAUAUAGUAUAUAUGAGCUGCAAUUUUAAUUCAUCGAAGUUGACUAAGUUUAAAAAGAAAAAGAGGCAUUGCUCUAUUAGAAACUUUGUUAAAACAUUUUUAUUAGGUUUCGGUGAAUUAUCCGGAUUUCUUGAAAUCAGUAAUUUAAUCUUCUUGUAAAAGAACGUUACGUUUAUUUUUUCGAGUUAAUUGAGAAUAAGAGUAAACAACAACUUAAAAAAUGCUGGAUAAUUUGAACUUCAAGUCCAUUCCAACACACAUGGACUUUGAUGGUCAACGUAGAGCAGAGAAGAUAUUUCAGACCAUCAUUUUAGUAUUUGGUAUUGUAGGGUUUAUCGGGGGAUACAUUUACCAGCAGUUUUCUUACACUGUAUACAUUCUGGGUGCAGGAUUUGUCUUAUCUUGCUUGCUGACAUUGCCACCUUGGCCCAUGUAUCGACGAGAACCUUUACCUUGGCAGAAACCUCAGAUUGAGAACGUUGAAAGUACUCAGAAAUCAAAGAAGAAGACUAAAUAAAGCUGUGUUAGAAAUUCACUCCGUUUAUGCCUGUGCAUUCCGUGAUUUUCUUGGUUAAGAAAACUGUAUUCCUUAUGAAAUAAUUUCAGUUGUAAAACAGCAAAAACAGUAAUUAAACUUGAUGUGUUAUUGGUUUACUAUUGGUCUUGUAGGACACAUUAAAAUAGUAAUACAAGUAAAAACAUGUACAUCUUAUUUAAGCAGAGAAAUAAAUGAUCUACAGAAAUGUAA